Molecule: messenger RNA, 1134 nt
Organism: Gossypium raimondii (Peruvian cotton)
Lineage: Eukaryota; Viridiplantae; Streptophyta; Magnoliopsida; Malvales; Malvaceae
Product: MADS-box protein AGL24
Exons: 9
Coding region: 164-850 (228 amino acids)
Biological process (GO): positive regulation of transcription by RNA polymerase II
Cellular component (GO): nucleus
Molecular function (GO): RNA polymerase II cis-regulatory region sequence-specific DNA binding; DNA-binding transcription factor activity, RNA polymerase II-specific; protein dimerization activity
Source: RefSeq, a predicted model, not a curated record
AGUGUCAGCUACACCCUAUGCAAAAACGACAAACCCUUACCUCCAUAGGGCAAAAAAAAAAAGGAAAGCAAUAGGGAAAUGAAUAUUGGUGAAAACUGAAAAGCAUAAAUUCUGGUGAAUCCCCCCUCACUUCUUCACACUUUCUUCCAUUUCCCAUUUUUAAAUGAGCUUUGGAUUGUAUUUUAGAAUGACGAGAAAGAGAAUUCAGAUCAAGAAAAUCGACAACGUUGCGGCGAGGCAAGUGACUUUCUCAAAGAGGAGAAGAGGGCUUUUCAAGAAAGCUCAUGAACUUUCCGUUCUUUGCGAUGCUGAGAUUGCUCUUAUAGUCUUUUCAGCAACUGGAAAACUCUUCGACUAUUUCAGCACAAGUAUGGAGGUGAUUGAAAGGCGCAAUCAACAGUCAGGAAAAGGCAUCGACAGAUUGGUCACCAGUCCAUGUCAUGGACUGCAGGUUGAGAGUCGCACGUGUGCCAUGUUGAGCAAGGAAAUGGCUGAAAAGACCCACCAACUGAGACAGCUGAAGGGAGAGGAGCUCCAAGGGUUAGGUUUUGAAGGAUUAAAGCACCUGGAAAAACUAGUUGAAGGAGGCUUGAGACGAGUUACUGAAACAAAGGAUGAGAGAUUUUUCAAAGAAAUCAGCACCCUCAAGAUGAAGGGAGCAGAACUGGUGGAAGAAAAGCAGCAAUUGAAACAGCAAAUGGAGAAUUUACCUCAUAUGGUCCACGUCCAGCCAUCAGAGUCGAUUGCUCAUGUUGGGAGCUCUGAAAAUCCAACUCAACCCUAUAAUAAUAGCCAUGACAUUUCUCUCACAUUGGGGUUAGCCUUCCCUAACUCACCGUUGAAAGGUUAAAAGGCGGUGAUGUUGCGAAGAAGUCAUCAUCAUCUUGCUUAAAUCUCAGCUGGCUCCUAUAUAGGAUAAUUUUCAUAGUAGUAAUAAUAAUGAUGAUGAUGUGUAGAUUGUCAAGUAAACCAGUUUUAUGGAACCGUCGAUAAUUAUAUAUAGAGUUUAAUAUCAAAAUUACCCGUACAAAAAAAGAAUGUGAAGGUUAAAGCGCAAUUAUGCACAUGCACUCGAGCAUGGUAAAUAAAUUAACUUGUUUACUUUGGAGGGUUUAGUGCCAUCUUUAUUCCUUA